UUCAAAAUGCAUAACACAUGCUUCCCUCCGAAAAGCUGUGGGAAACGGAAACCCUAAAUAACACGCAGCAAUCGCAAAAGAAAUUGGGUUGGUUUUCAUCAUCAUCCCGGUCCGGGCUUAAUGGAUUUCAAGAUUGCUACUGGAGUUGAGAAAUCAGCUUGUCCGUCUCCUGCUCCGGUGAAAAUCCCAGCAGUUGAAUGUGAAUGUCCGACGCCAGAGAAGAUAGGUGACCCUUUGCCCACCAAUUUACAGCAGGGACAGCUCCAACGUCCGGACAAUUACAGGAGUGCAGCAGAUUUCCUUGAUCAUAUGAAUUGUUCGUUAAGGUUGCUUCGUCUGCAUAAAAAGUCAACUACGUUCCGGAAUAUAUCUACUCAGGUGGAAAUCCUGGCAAAAAGAAAGUUCUUAUACAGGCAUCUUGCUCAGAUAAAAUUUAUACUUCCUGAAGCCAUAAAGAUAGAUUGGGUUUUGGUGUCUGACAAGGAAACUCAAUUCAUGAAGCCGGAUAUAAACAUCAGCUUGCUAUUUGAUAUUGUAAAAGGUCACCGUGAGAUAUCUGAUUUUACAGCUUUGCGCCAAGUUUUUGCUUCUAGGCUUAUGAGUUUCUUUGCAAUGCAUCCUGAGGCUUCUGAUGUUCCGGAGGCCAUAUUGCCAGAGCCUUUUAGCAAAAGAAGUCAGAUACCUGUCCUGAAGCAAUUGUCUACAGAUUUUUCGAUGGAACCUAAACCAACUUCAAUUGAAACUGAGCUGUUGUCAGAAAAAGUCUGUCCAUAUCCAUAUAUCAGUAGACACUUUUCGCGGAAUAAUGUUAUUGCUAAAACAGAAAAAACCCAAGUCUUAUCAUCUCCACUACCUCUGCCAUCGGCUGAUGGUAUGAAUAACCAAAGUAUUAAAAGUGGGCUGCAGAAAGAGUUUCUUGUUGUGUCUUACGAUCCUGAGCAAGACAUCAAAAAUUGGCAGCGGAAAGAAUCAUGCUCCAAAUCCAGUAUUAUUGACCACUCAAUACAUCUGAAUCACCCUCAGCCUUCUUUUGGUUCCAGCAUACCUGAUAGCCCUCUUGUGAAGCUCACCUCAUCCGCCAAUAGUUUGAUGAUAGAAACUCCUCAACCAUUGACACCAAGGAGAUCGAUGCGCAGUUGUGAUGCCAAGCAUGAGACCUUGAACACCCAAAAAUCAACAUCUUGUUAUAAGCCUGCAAAAAGAGUUCUAGACUUCUCUGACCUAGAAGGUGAUAAAAGUGCAUUGGACUACACUGCAGAUGAGUCAGGAUGCUACAAUAUUGUACACCAAGACAUCCCUAAAGCUAUAGGAAAAACUGUCGGAGAUAGAUACCUCACUUGUUCUCCAGCAAGGCAAGAGGUAGAACGGGUCCUUGGUUGCUCUAAUGAGGAUUGCAAGAAGACUCAAACAAGCUCAUUGAUGCGCCUGCAGAUGUCUACUCGCCUAGCUGACAUGGUUACUCUAAUUUAUGGUGUAUUGAAGUCUUUUAACUGGUCUCCUAUCACCAAAGAGGAGCUUGUGCACAAGAUAAUUAUGAAUAGUCUUGAUAUUACUGAAAGAAAAGAAGUUGAAGAACAGUUUGGGCUUCUUGAAAGGCAUGUUCCAGAUUGGAUCCAGAGCAAGUUGCUUUCUAGUGGGGAUAUUAUGUACACCGUCAAGAAAGUGCCAAAUUUGGACUCAGUUCUAUCAAAGCUCAAGCAUCUGACUGUUUCAGACCAAAAGGUGGAAGCAUCUGAGGGAUGAUCCGUUCCAGCAAUAAAGUUUCUUGCUCAAGACCCUUUGGCAGUUGUGUUGGAAAGGAAACUGUGAAGAGUCUUGCUGUAUCAAGUUGCUUCGCUGCUUCAUUCUAGAGAUCGGGUGGUUAUUUAUAUUUCCAAUUAGACCACAAGGGAUUCCUUUGGUUUGUUGUAAUGUGGAUAUAUAUAUAUGCUAGUGAAUACCAUGUAUGCUGUAUAUUUUUGCCUUUUGGUCAAUCCGUUUCCGUAGUCCGUCCGAGGCAGAAAGAGUGUUGCGGACUUUGGGUCACCGUGAAACGUUGUACUGAAACGAGAACGAGACCGAUUGUGAAUGUAAUACAUGCAUCUCGUAGAAAUGCUUGAGGCAGAAUGUCGUCUUAAAAUAAACCAUCCCGGAAAUUGAUGUCUUACUUGACCCUAAACAAGUUAUAUUCAUUCCGCCAACUCGUCCUUAAUUUGCCCACUUGGGGCGCAAUCAACUCAAAAUUUUUUCUCUGAUACGACGCAAUCAACUCAAGUUCUAAUACUUCAUUAACUGAUAGCCCAUAUAUGUUUUAGCUGGUAAUCUAAAAAUGCUGGGCGUGGCCUCCCCGAUCCGAUUAUAGACUAGAAGAUAAUGCUGGUAAGCGUUCGGCUCUUCGGCAGCGUAUGAGCUUGGCCGGUGGGGCCUUUUUUUUUGUUUUUGUUUUUUAUUAGUCAGCGCCAAAAUUGACUCGGUUUCUCAGCGCCAAAUUCCAUUUCGUCUCUCUCUCUCUCUCUCCCCCCGUCUCAUCGAAUCCGGCCCUCGCCUCCAAUCCGGCACCGCCAAGAAUAUAAAGCCUCACAACCCUUCCCCUCAAUCUCAACCUCCUCUGAUUCGAGGUUCAAACCACUUUUAAGUUUUAACAAAUACACACGGUUCUCCAACUCUCUCUCUCUCUCUCUGAUAGUCAAGCUAUUUACUUGAAGAAGAUACGUUGGUCCUGGUGUUGAUGUGGUUCAUCUUUUACAAUAGCUCGCGGUAUUUAACAGAAUUUUGCAAGAGGCAUCUAUGGUGAGAUCUAGAGAAAGCAUCGAACUGGAAGGUUUAAAUUUGUGCUACAAUUAGUGUUUCCUUCAACUUGCGAAAAUGUUGACUUUGUGGGAGCAACUGUGGUUGUACUGCCCGUUUCUACACCAUUUGCUCAUGUAUUUGGCUUAUAUUUAUUCUAUUUAGCAGAUUGUAUUACUCCUUGCUGUAUACUCAUUGAAGAUUAUGGUUCUUGGUUAUGACCACAGCACUGUGGCUUGUCUUGUCAUUUCUGAAAGCUUUGGUUGCUCUCCCUCAUUCUAAUCUCUGACUAUAAAUAAAUUUUCCAAUCCUUCCUCAUUUCCCA
Rosa rugosa (rugosa rose) is the source of this 3091-nucleotide messenger RNA. Its product is annotated as CDT1-like protein a, chloroplastic. Gene Ontology annotation, biological process: regulation of DNA-templated DNA replication initiation; mitotic cell cycle; DNA replication checkpoint signaling. The record is from RefSeq and is a predicted model, not a curated record. Gene Ontology annotation, cellular component: nucleus. The coding region runs from base 121 to 1743 and encodes 540 amino acids. The transcript has 9 exons. Gene Ontology annotation, molecular function: DNA polymerase binding; DNA binding. Lineage: Eukaryota; Viridiplantae; Streptophyta; Magnoliopsida; Rosales; Rosaceae.